GUCCAAGACUCCAGACGAACUGAACACGAGCUCCGGGGAACCCCAGGCUCUAUAUAACAAAAAUACCCUCUGGCAACGCCCCCAUCACGGGCUGGGAGCAUCAGAAGUAUUACAUCAACAAUGCGAUGGUGACUUCGGCCAACCACCUGGCCCAUGCUGAUGAUGGGGUGACGCAGCAGUACCUGCACAUCAUCGACCAGGUGAUCGAGCCGACGGUGACCCAUGUGCAGCCCAACGGGUCCGUGGCCACCUUCCUCAACCCGGACGCCCAGAGGCUGCUCGAGAAGCCGCGGGUCUACGGCAUCGUCGACCGAUACUCCAUCUCGGAGUUCGACAAGCGCGUGCGAGAGCUCGGCGUGGAGGACGUUUUUGCAAUGAAGGGUAAAAAUACCUUCUUCAUUCCUGUUGAUUCCGCGCUCAAUCCCAAUGCAACCCACAAGGACAUGAUCGACAAGCAAGUCGUGCACGGCCAUGUGGUGCCCAACCGCGUCUUAUUCACAAGGACCGUGACCAGCUCCUCUAACCAGUAUGAGAGCCUCGCCUUUACGGAUAACUUGAAGGUCUUCAUCACCAUGGAGAAUGUGACGGUCGCCGAGGGUGAAGAAAUGGCCUUGAAGUACAAGCGUACUCCACCAUUGUUCGUAUAA
This is a messenger RNA of Penaeus vannamei (Pacific white shrimp), 647 nucleotides long. The record is from RefSeq and is a predicted model, not a curated record. Lineage: Eukaryota; Metazoa; Arthropoda; Malacostraca; Decapoda; Penaeidae.